AUGACAAAACUAAGUACGGCCAUACAUUCAAAAUUAUCAAGUACUAUGAUAGAACAAUUAAAACGUCAACAAAUUUGUACUGUUAUACAAUUUAUAGAUGAAGAUUCUGAAAAUUUAGUAAAAUUUACAGGAUUAUUGUUAAAGGAUAUAUUUGAAAUUAAGCAAAAUAUUUUUAAAAAAUUUGGAGGUGUAGUAAAAAAUGCAUUUGAAUUGUUGGAGAUAGAACAAAAUAAUAUAGUUCCCACUAAUUUAACAAGUUUAGAUAAUUUGUUAAAAGGUGGUUUAUAUUACGGUCAAAUAUAUGAAAUAUGUGGUAUAUCUUCAAGUGGUAAAACACAAUUAUGCUUUGCAAUUGCAACUAAUACUGCUCUGGCACCUAAUAAUAUUGUGCGGUACAUUGAUACAAAAAGAGAUUUUUGUGGUUCAAGAAUAGAACAAAUUCUACUAAAAAAGAAUUGCAGUAAGCAGGUUAUUGAUGAAGUUAUGGACCGUAUUAAAGUAUGCUAUGUAUAUAGUAUACAUCAAUUGUUUAAAGUUUUAUAUUGGUUAAUGGAUAGUUUAAAAAAAGAAGACGAAGGAUGUCGUACCAGAAUUAUAAUUAUUGAUUCUUUACCAGGAAUAAUUUUCAGAUCUUCUAAGGAUAAAAAGACAACCAUUACAUUGAAUCAUUUAGCAAAUGUAUGUCAUUAUAUUGCAAAAGAAUAUUAUUUAUCAAUUGUUACUGUUAAUUUAAUUACUGAUUGGAGUUCGGUAAUUCAAAAAGGACCUAGUACAAGCUCAAAAGAAAAUUAUGAUGUAACGCCUACUUUAGGAAAGUAUUGGUUGCAUAUUCCUAAUACAAGGCUGCUAUUAGAAAAAAUAGGAGUUGGAAACAGAAAACUUUCAAUUUGGAAUAGCUUCCAAUUGGAAGCAAAUCUUGCAUGUACUUUAAUUAUAAAUGAUUCUGGUAUUUUGUUUCCAUAA
Heterotrigona itama is the source of this 963-nucleotide messenger RNA. The record is from the annotation of a GenBank genome assembly. NCBI's taxonomy places the organism in Eukaryota, Metazoa, Arthropoda, Insecta, Hymenoptera, Apidae.